AUGGUUCUGCACAACCCCAACAACUGGCACUGGGUCAACAAGGACGUCUCGGAAUGGGCCAGGCAGUGGUUCCAGGACAACCUGACCAAGGUCCAGGUUGAGAAUGGCGACGUCAAGGCCGGCGUGAGCAAGGUGGUCAGCAUGGAGGGCGACGUCGACGUCAGCCAGCGCAAGGGCAAGGUUAUAACCAUUUAUGAUGUCAAGCUCGUCCUGGAAUACUCAGGCUCUGCUCCUGAUGCCGACGAGGUCUCCGGUACGAUCACCGUUCCCGAGGUCGCCCACGACACCGAGGAGGACGAGUUCGUGUUCGACAUCGAUAUCUACUCCGAGUCCAAAGAGAAGCAGCCCGUCAAGGACCUCGUCCGGACGAAGCUCGUCCCGCAGCUGCGCAAGGCCUUCCUCCAGCUGCCCGGCGCCCUGAUCGCGGAGCACGGCAAGGACAUCCAGCACGCCCCCGGCUCCAACCCCUCGAGCGGCUUCUCGACGCCCAAGAUGCACCCGCAGACCGCCGCCGCCGCCAAGCCGGCGCAGCAGGCCGCGGCGCAGCAGAGCGGCGGCAAGCUCGUCAACACCACCACCGUCACCGAGUCGGAGGAGUUCCGCACCACGGCCGCCGAGCUGUACCAGACCUUCACCGACCCGCAGCGCCUGGCGGCCUUCACGCGCGCGCCGCCCAAGGUCUUCGAGGGCGCGAAAGUGGGCGGGCGCUUCGAGCUGUUCGGCGGCAACGUCAGCGGCGAGUACCUCGAGCUCGAGGAGCCGGCCAAGAUCGUGCAGAGCUGGCGGCUGGACCAGUGGCCCGCGGGCCACUACUCGCGCCUGCAGAUCGAGUUUGACCAGAACGACGUCGACAGCGUGACGGUCAUGCGGGUCACGUGGAGCGGCGUGCCCGUCGGCCAGGAGGAGGUGACGAAGCGCAACUGGGACGAGUACUAUGUCCGGAGCAUCAAGAAGACUUUUGGCUUCGGAACUAUUCUGUGA
Thyridium curvatum is the source of this 981-nucleotide messenger RNA. RefSeq lists its product as uncharacterized. Gene Ontology annotation, biological process: positive regulation of ATP-dependent activity; protein folding. The transcript has 3 exons. Gene Ontology annotation, molecular function: protein-folding chaperone binding; ATPase activator activity. NCBI's taxonomy places the organism in Eukaryota, Fungi, Ascomycota, Sordariomycetes, Thyridiales, Thyridiaceae. The record is from RefSeq and is a predicted model, not a curated record. The coding region runs from base 1 to 981 and encodes 326 amino acids. Gene Ontology annotation, cellular component: cytosol.